Molecule: messenger RNA, 2666 nt
Organism: Oncorhynchus nerka (sockeye salmon)
Lineage: Eukaryota; Metazoa; Chordata; Actinopteri; Salmoniformes; Salmonidae
Product: fez family zinc finger protein 1-like
Exons: 4
Coding region: 358-1674 (438 amino acids)
Biological process (GO): regulation of transcription by RNA polymerase II
Molecular function (GO): DNA-binding transcription factor activity, RNA polymerase II-specific; RNA polymerase II cis-regulatory region sequence-specific DNA binding
Source: RefSeq, a predicted model, not a curated record
GGCCACUAAAGAACACCUCAUUCGCGACGCGGGUGACACACGCACCCAUAGCAGAGGUAGAGGGGCCACAAGUGGAGAAUUGAUGGAAGAGAAUUUAGUAAUUAUCUACUUUUUCUUCUUAGAUGGUAACGAUUGGUGAGGUUUUGGCUGUAUUGACUCAACACGACACAUUGAGCAGUCCCGCAAGACAUAAGUGCUGAUUGUCCAGAAUCAACGUAAACGGGAACAGUGAGGGGGCUUGCGUCGACCCAGAGUGCGCCGAAUGAUGUCCUUUCUAGCGGGGCAGUGAGAAGGAAUCAAAGGUAUCUACAAAAGGAGCUCUAACCUGGCUUUCCAAAAGGUGUCGUUUUGAAAGUCAUGGACAGUGCACUCUACCACUCAGCGGGAAUUUUCGGCUCCCCCUCGGCUUCUGAAAACUUGACUGCAGGCGGAAAGAUGAUCACCCCCACCAAGCCUCUCGCUUUUUCGAUCGAACGGAUUAUGGCCAGGACGCCCGAGCCAAAGUCAAUACCUUUCCCCAACCUAUUCCAUCACACUCCGGUGGGUAGGCCUGAAGCAGACCCGAAGCAAGCUCUCAACAUGACUUCAUCAUCACUACAUUGCAUGAUACCAUUCGUGCCACUGGCAUACGAACCGGGUCAUAAACUAAAUAUUAAUGGAUUGGAUACGAGUCAAUUUGAGGCUUCCUCAUAUAAUUCAAAUGAGUUGGUGGGCAUUGGCUUGAACUAUAAGAACGAACAACCAGAUGUGAGCCCGUCGGUGGGACAAUACAAACUCUUUCGACCGCGGGUGGUGAACCAGUCGUCUUUUCAUGCCAUGGGGGCCGUCUGCUACCUGAACUGCGGGGAGAGUGCGUGCCCACCCCCGGCCAGCAUCGUAAAUAUCCACCCCAUGGCCUCCUACUUUCUCAACACGCCGCUGCAACAUGCACGCCAGAGAGCUUUUCUCGCGGAGAAAAAUAAAGUGUCUCACUGCACAGACAGAUACCCAUCCGGAGUUGCAUUUAAAGACAUUUCCCAAACUCAACUCCAUCACUACAUGAAAGAGAGCGCACAUAUUCUAUCCGACAAACUAUUCAAGGGCUCUUCCAAAUUGAACAGUGCUUGCGCAAGCGGCAAACCCAAAGUAUUCACCUGCGAGGUUUGCGGAAAGGUGUUCAAUGCCCACUACAAUUUAACGCGCCACAUGCCCGUGCACACCGGAGCGAGACCAUUCGUCUGCAAAGUAUGCGGCAAGGGAUUUCGACAAGCAAGCACCCUUUGUCGCCACAAAAUUAUUCAUACUCAGGAAAAGCCUCAUAAAUGCAACCAGUGUGGAAAAGCGUUCAACCGGAGUUCAACUCUUAACACACACACACGAAUCCAUGCAGGUUACAAACCCUUCAUCUGUGAGUUCUGCGGUAAAGGAUUUCAUCAAAAAGGUAACUACAAGAACCACAAAUUGACGCAUAGCGGCGAGAAACAGUUCAAGUGUAACAUCUGCAACAAGGCCUUCCACCAAGUGUACAACCUGACGUUCCACAUGCACACGCACAAUGACAAGAAGCCCUUCACGUGCCCGACUUGCGGCAAGGGAUUCUGUCGGAACUUUGACCUGAAAAAGCACAUCCGAAAACUACAUGAUCUCUCUGGCUCCAAAUCCACUGCCACUCUCGUCACAGGCGAAACACACUAAAAAAGUCCCGGAGCUAAAACGCCAGCCGUUGCGCCUUUACGCUUAUUUGCUCAAAUCUGGAAAUAAGCGUGCGAGUUUAGAAAAUGUUGUGGACAUUUACAUUUGAGUCAUUUAGCAGACGCUCGUAUCCAGAGCGACUUACAGGACCAUUCUAUUAGUACAUAUUUUCCUUGAAUUUUACAUUAUAUAAUGUCAUUACACUGUUGUUUUCUUUAAAUCUCAGGAUUACUGUAAAAUGUCAAUAUUUAUUUGAAAUUGUAACACAAAUAAUUUAAGAGAAUAAUUGAAGACUAUAUACAAAUUAUUUUUUGUUGUGAUGAGUGUGGUAGCCUACCCCAUUUUGUAUGAUGCCCUUGCUAAAGUUACAUGAUUUGCCAACAUUUGUGUAUAUGCAAAGUUUUCAGUGUUGGGGAAUAGCGAAUUUCAUGUAGUUCAACUAUUUAACUACAUUUUGCAUAAACUUGGUGGUAGUUGACCUAAAUUCAAAUCUAGGUAGUGUUUUAAGUAGUUAAUUACUCAUUUUGUAGCUAACUACACACUACUUUUUUUGCUAAAAUAAAAUAUGGUUGAAGUAGGAAAUAAUUUCCUUUUUUUGCUAACAGAUCGGUUUAAGUCUCACUUGAAACAUCGUUUUUGUGUUUAAUAGGCUAAAUUACACAUUUUGUUAACCCCAAUGUGAUCCCUUGCAAUUUGUAGCGCAUGACAUGCAUUUCAGAUUUACAUAUGAUAGUUUUUCACAAAGUAGGUUGGAUGUAGUGAACUACUUUUUCAAAGUAACUUCAGUUAAGUAAACUACAUUUAUCUUAAGGGCAGCUUUAGUGUAGCUUAACUUAAGUAAUUGGUAGCUUGGUAAACUAUAUUUUCUGACUAGCUUCCCCAACACUGAAAGUUUUGCAAAAAAAACGACGUAUUUGACACGUAUAGGCUACAUUGUUAAGCAGGUGCACAUACUAAAUCAUGUAAGUUAUGAAAUGAAAAUAAUGACAAUAAAA